Molecule: messenger RNA, 1026 nt
Organism: Lindgomyces ingoldianus
Lineage: Eukaryota; Fungi; Ascomycota; Dothideomycetes; Pleosporales; Lindgomycetaceae
Exons: 11
Coding region: 1-1026 (341 amino acids)
Source: RefSeq, a predicted model, not a curated record
AUGGGCGAACUUGCACUUCAAGUUUUCCAUGGCACGAAACAAGUCAUCUUAACGCGGAGGUUGCGAUUGACGCCUCGGAUCCUCUUUCCCCCACUCGCAGUAGCUCAAUUUGUUGAUCACCUCGAACUAGGCCUCAUCUUUGACUAUUGGAACGAUGCCUACCACCCUCCUCCCAUCUCCAGUAUGUCACUCAAAGAGCUCAUUAACCAUACCAAAGGUAGUAAACAUGUUAUUGUUUUCGGAUUCGAACACUUUAACGAGACCUUCCCUCAACCGGCAACGACAGAGAUCCUCAAUGCUAUAGGAGGCAAACAUUAUGCUACAGGCGAAGAAGGGGCAAUUCAAGUGAAAAGAGUUGGUCGCGACUGCGAGGCUUCAGAUACGGUCAAGUAUCUGAUAAAUAGUGGUGGUGGUAAACUCCAGAGGGGUGGGAACUUGAAGUUGAACACAUCGAAUAUCACCCAAAGUCAACCAAUGCACUUAAUAAUCCAGUAUGCUUUUCAAUCUCAGCCAUACCAACCGUCCAGCGAAAACGCACGGUCUCGAUCAGCUAGCUCGUUAGCAGGCUUUGGAGCAUUUCCCGGUACCAACAUGACAACCUUGGCAAAGCAGACCACAGCACUCAGCUAUCUCCAGGAUGAUUACCUCCAAUUUUCCACACACUCAUGCUGUAGCACUAGAAUCUCUCAACUCGGCUCGAAAUUCAAAAGCUAUCCGCAAUUCGUCGGCCUCUUAGCCUGGACCGCACAGGCAUUUGAGGUACGGCCACGUCUAUGGCUCAAUGUGUUGAAAUCCAAACGCAUGACAUACUGGCUGUGCCUGGAUGUGGCUGAGAAGAUCUCCUUCGUGAAACUCAUCGACUUUGUUGCACCAAUAAGCCUUGCUAGACGACAGGGAUUAGAAGGAGUGUUGGAAUUUUCUGCGACACUCGGCAUACCCAACACGGGUUUAGUGAACGGCUGUCGGGGGCAAGCGAAGCCUCUCAAGCCUAUUAUCAACUCUGGCUACGAAUCAUCAACUUUCUGA